UCAGCCAGUGGGUUCUUUUAAUUAUGUGCUGUGAGAAAACAACCCAAACGAAAUAACAAACGAACCAAAACUAUUAAUUUCCCUCUGGGCACCUCCGAGAAUUUCAUAGUAUCUCGCUUCUCCCUUCAAACUUCAACACACGUUCACGCGUCUUGGUGUGUGUGCUGUAGCCCAGAUCUCCCUGGCAACGUGAGUGGAAAGUGUGAGCGUGCCGCUGCCACGAGCUUUAUGCGUCCUAAUCUCGGCCCUGCUUUUACAGGUGAAGAUGAGACGGAGAAAUAUCUGCGACCACAGCACCUGAAGAAACUGGGUGACGAUUCAUUGCCGCAGGAGGGCUACAUAGAAUUCAACACAGGAGCGCGAUCUGCCAGCCGCAGAAUCAGUAUGCACUCCCUUAGCUCGGACAGAUCCAACACUGUGAACCGAACAUCAUUUGCAAGAGAAAGCAUGAUUGAGGACAUCCUAGUUCCAACCAAAAGCACGCACCUCGCAGUCACUCGGGAAGAGAAUGAAUGUUUCAGGCAUUAUAGCUGGACCCCAGACACCAUGGACCAUGCACAGAGCACCAUGUCCAGUCCCAUCCACUCAGGAUUCCUGGUGAGCUUCAUGGUGGAUGCCAGGGGUGGAUCUAUGAGAGGAAGUCGUCAUAAUGGCAUGCGCAUUAUCAUCCCACCCAGGAAUUGUCCAGCACCAACACGAGUCACAUGCCGCUUGUUAAAACGCCAAUGCCUGCCGUACCCACCCCCCCUGGUGGAGGGUGAGGGGUUUGUUAGCAGACUAGUAGAAGUGGGACCAGCUGGAGUCCAUUUUUUGGGGCCAGUCAUUGUGGAAAUCCCACAUUUUGGCUCAAUGCGUGGAAAGGAGCGUGAGCUGAUUGUACUGCGCAAUGAUAAUGGCAAUACAUGGAAGGAGCAUCACUAUGAGUGCCGUACCGAAGAUCUCAUUGCUCUGCUGAAUGGCAUGGACGAAGAACUGGACAGCCCUGUUGAGCUGGAGAAGAAACAUAUCUGCCGCAUCAUUACUAAAGACUUCCCACAAUACUUUGCAGUUGUGUCUCGUAUUAAACAGGAGAACGACUACAUGGGUCCGGAGGGUGGAAUAUUAACCAGUGAAUCUGUUCCAAUGGUGAGGGCUGUCUUUCCUCCUGGAGCACUCACCAAGAAGAUACGUGUCGGCUUACAGGCUCAGCCAGUGCCAGAGGAAAUUGUGUGCAGUGUGAUUGAUAACCGAGCUUCAUUCAGCCCCAUUGUAACUGUAGAACCCAGGAGGAGGAAGUUUCAUAAGCCCAUUAUCAUGACAAUUCCUGUCCCACCAAGCACUAAAGAGGUCACAGCUAAAGGGCGUAAAGGAGAGCCUGUUCCCUGCUUGAGACUGCUCUGCAGCAUCACAGGUGGCACUUCUCCAGCCCAGUGGGAGGAUAUCACUGGCACUACCCCACUCUCCUUUGUCACUGACUGUGUCUCAUUUACCACAAAUGUUUCAGCCAGAUUCUGGCUGGCAGACUGUCAGCAAGUGAGUGAUACAGUUGCUCUGGCAACUCUGAUUUACAAGGAGUUGAUUUGUGUGCCAUACCUUGCCAAAUUUGUGGUGUUUGCAAAGCCCAUUGAUGUGGCAGAGGCACAGCUGCGUUGCUUCUGUAUGACUGACGAUAAGGUGGACAAAACACUUGAGCAACAGGAAGACUUUGAGGAAGUGGCCAGGAGCAAAGAUACUGAGAUUUCAGAGGGAAAGCCUAUCUAUGUGCAUUGCUACGGCAAUCUGUCUCCUGCCAGCAAGAUCAGCCAGCAGCUUUUUUUCACCUUCGAUGCCUUCAAAGAGAAUCGACUACCUUUUAUUGUCAAGGUGUGGGACAUAGGACAGGAGCCAUGUGGAAGACUCGCAUUUCUCAAAGAGCUGAAGACUACUAAAGGCCUUGCACAGAGCACUAUCUGCAACCUUAAUUUCACACUGCCAGCACAAAAGAAGGAGAUGGAGACAGAACCUGAUAAUGAGAAUGACAAAGAUCAACGUCAUAUCAUUGCUUCAUUAGCAUUACGACAGCGCUUCAGCUGUCUGUCUGAUCCCACGUCCAAAAAGACCAAAAGAGGAAACACUGCUCUGAAAACUACAUCACAGACUUCUGGCUAUUCCUACAAGCCUGCUUUUAUGACGCACCAAUACCAGGCUUGGGUAACCAGCCCAGUUGCUAGUGCCAGUGGCCAAGCCAAGUCAGGAUUUGUCUCUCUCUCUAGCUCGUCCUCCAACACUCUAUCUGCCACACCACUGAGAUCUGGGUUGUCAGGAAACUCUGACUCCCCCAUCACAUCAGUCAUCAGAGGCUCAUUUACACCUUCUAUCAAGUCCGUCAGUGAUGUUGCAUUACCAAUACGCUCCCACAGAGCUGUCUCUUCCUCACAAAAGAUAGUGGAGCAACAGGCCCAGAACCCAGUUCAGGCAUCUCUGACCCCUUUAUCAUCUCCAGUAAAAAACAUCCCUGACUCUGUCUCUGUAAAAGCCCUGCCAUCCCUUUCAGCCAGAACUUCUCUACUCCCUGCUGGAGGCUCACUGCUGGAGAAACCCUUUAUCACUAGGACUCCGCCUGCUUCACCUACGUCUUCUCCGAAAAGCUCAAAUAGCUCAAAUUUUUCAUAUAAAUCUGCUAAUAUUUCAAAUGUUCUAACAACUGCUUCCCCCAUUAAAACAUUCUCAGGCUUGACCACAGUCAAAACAACAACUAAUACAUCCAGCUCUCAUAGCUCUCCAACUAAAUAUCACUCCCCCUCACCCAUCUUUCUCCUGUCUGGCAGCCUACAAGAGAGGAUACAGGCUACAACAUUCGCUGCCACAACCAGUGUCAAUGCUGCUUUUGAUGAAGUAGAGAGGACACUAAACUCCUGCUCUGCAAGCUAUGAAAAACUCAAGGCUGUGCCAUCCUCUCCACCCUCCACAUAUCAGUCUAUUCUGUCUUCAGGUUCUGUCUAUGACUCUCUUAGCCCUCCCCCCAAUUCCACCACUUCUGUCACAUAUAGCACAGUUGCAGUGCCUGUUUAUUCAGUUAUAAAUGUUUUGCCAGAACGGCAGUUUAAAAAGCUUCCUAACAUCUCCAAAUCAACAGCAACACUCUUGUCCCCCAGAAAAGCUAUGGCCCCAGAGGCUAAUGCUCAAAUUCAGUCUACCUCUGCCAGAAUUCUGUCCCCUGGUAAAACUUUCCCAUUCAUGUCCCCUGCCACCUCCUCAUCCCCUCUGUCAAAUAGCCAGGACAUACUGAAGGAUGUGCAUGAAAUGAAGGAAGAUUUAAUCAGAAUGUCAGCUAUUUUGCAAACUGAUACAUGCGCCAAAGGCUUUCAGUCUAACUCAAAUAAGGAACAUAAAAUAGAAGAUGAGGAAGCGUACAAGAUUAUGGAGAAAGUCAAACAAGACUUAGUUAAAGUUAGUGAGAUACUAACCAAUGAUAUUCUUAAGGAGGGUAAAAAAUACAAGAAAGGUAGCAAGGCUGAAGAUUUAGAGCAUGACAUUGAUAAUAACCAACAAAAUGGAUGGAGAUGCCCCCCUCGAUAUGAGACAGUAGCACCUCAGGUCAAAAAAAGAGUUAUGACCGACAGAGAUUUUAACCUGGCAAAAGUGCUUGACUAUCUAACCUAUGACACUGGCACACAUUCCUUAUCCAAAACUGAAGCAGCACCACAGAGGAAUGAAGAGAGCAGGAGAGAGAGAAAGGAAAAAGUUAAACGUGUCUUAAAACCUGCUAUGGCAGUUCAAGAAAGCAAGCUCAAAAUGCCUCCAUUGAUAAUGCACCCUUCACCAUCAGAGAAAGCGCUAUCUAAGUUAGCAGAUGCAUUAUUUGGUACAGAAGCUGUUCUAGACUCAGAUGAUGUCUCUCAUGAUCAAGAUAAAAGUCCCCUGUCAGACAGUGGGUUUGAGACUCGGAGUGAGAAGACACCCUCAGCUCCACAGAGUGCUGACAGCAUGGGGCCCACAGCUCCCUUUCAGGAAAUUUCACCAGUUAUCACUGAAACACGGACUGAAACUGUACAUGUCAUACGGUGUUACAGGCCUCCAGAGGUCACCAAUGAGCCUGUAGUGGAUGAGGUUAAAAUGGCAAAUUCUCUAGCCCAAUGCACUGACACAGAGUUCAGAUUACCUAGUGGCUACCAUAAAGAUAGAGUAAAAACUUACCAAGCCAGCUCCAGUCCUGUGGAAGACAUCAUGUGUAAAGGCAUGCGACUUAAAGAGGAGGCUCACAUAACAACCACCACCCGAAUGUUAUAUCACAAACCGGCAAGUAAGGAGACAACCUCAGAGAGGUUUGAAGAGACCGUUAUGAAUUCGUUGCAGUCUGGCCGAGAUCCCUCCAGAGAGUUAACUGGCCUAUUUGAGCAUCAGGGCAGCAAUGAGGGAUGGAAAGAACCACAAAGACCUCUGAACAAAGACUCAAAGCCCAAAGUGGAACACAUUAUUGAGGUUCAUAUUGAAAAAGGAAAUAAAACUGAACCUACAGAGGUCAUCAUAAUGGAAACCAAAAAUCACCCUGAGAAAGAAAUGUAUAUUUAUCAAAGUAGCAUCAGAAAGAAUGAGCUUCAAAACAGAGAGGAAGUGGAGAAAGUAAUUCCCCCUUUCUUACAGGAGGAUGAUGUCAGGACCACCACUGUUCAGUUAAUGACGAAAGACUUGUGCAAAACUCUAAAAUUACAAAGACCACACUCAGUGGAGUACCCUGAAGAAGAUUCAUCAAUUAUGAGAAGAGAGUCAAAUAAAAUUACAGAUAAAAUGCUAUUCACUGAGAAGUUCAACUCUUCAUAUUCUGACUCAGAUGAAUCUUUGACUGAAAGAUCUCAUUAUUAUGAAAUGAGAACACAUGGUGGCUCAGUGAGAUAUAUCAUGCUUAAACCAGAUAAAACAGGUGGUGUCUUAGAUGACAAUGAAAACUGUGAUAAUCUAGCCCUGCUGCAAUAUGCCUCAGAUCCUGCUAGUCAAAAGAAGUCCAUUUGGACAAGAGUAUCUGAGGAUAGGCAGGGAGGAAGUACAGAGAAAUGUAAAUUUGAGGACAGGGUAGAUAAAACUGUCAAAGAAGCAGAGGAAAAGCUUAGUGAGGUCUCAUGGUUCUUCCGGGAUAAAACAAAGAAACUGAAGGAUGAGCUCCAGUCGCCUGAGAAGAAAAAUCAUAGGCCAAACAGUCAAGAAGCUCAGUCUGUGCCCAGUUCUACCUGCAGCAGCCCAGAGAGAACAGUCCUGAAGAAUGGUGGCAGUGGAGAACAGUGGAGCAGAGAAAGGUUUAGAGACAGAUAUGGUUCUCAUGAUAGGAAGUGUACCAUCCUUCCAAGUAGCACAGAGGGAAGUGUUUUAAUUCAAUACAGUGAUGAUAACAGAAAACAAGGGGACUACUCCUUAGCAAGUAGUGCAAAUAAAUCCUCUAAUUGUUUCAAGCCAUCAACAUCUAAGGUUAGCUCAGUUAGAAUGAAAUUUGAAGCUGAGGCUAAAAAGCAAGACUUAAUGGUGACUCAAUGUGGUCAAACAUCUGGUCCACUAGAAAAAAAGCUGCAGGAAAAUAAAUUACCCAUCUAUCAGGUGUUUGCUGGAGGGAAUCUCCCAAAUCCAACAGAUCCAGGUGAGCAUUGCCCAAAGGAGGUUCAAGAUAAUGAAAGGAGGCAAAUUUAUAAUGUCAGAAAAGCUCAAUUAUAUAAUGUGUGUGACAACACCACUCCCAAACACCCCAAAAGUUUACACAGCAAAGAUAAGGUUGACACAACUCAGGGAAGUCAUGGCAGUGGACACCAUAAAUCCCAGAAGUCAAAAAUUUUCUAUACACUUGAAGAAAACACUUUGGUUGACAAUGAAGGAAGUGAUAAGUUAACCAAAGAAGAAACAACCAAAAAGAUCAUAUAUACUGAGCUACAGAUUCAGGAAGACCCCAACAGCGUUGGAAAAUAUAGUGGUUCUCUUAAAAAAAAGUCAGAAUUACAUGUUCCUGUUAGGGUUUCAUCCAGUUUUGUAGACCAUCAUGAAAGUACAUUAAAGCUAGAUUCAUCUGUUAAACCUGACAGAGCGGGGUCACUCAUACCAUCAUUAGCUAGAAGCAAGCAUUGUAGUUGUGAUGCAAAUAAUUCAUUCAGUGAUAUGUGGUCACUAGGAAGAAUUAAUGUAUUCUGCAAUGGUGUUGACAGUGAACAAAUUGAGUAUACAGAGAGAGUGACUCCAAGUGUGACAGCAAAUAUCAAACCUUUACCAGUUUAUGUCAGCAUUCCAGUGGGUAAGCAGUAUGGGAAAGAGACAGCCACUGGACAACCUAGCACCUACAAAAAAGUUGUUAGCCAUGAGAGCCAAACAAUGCAUGAGGCAAGGGAAGUGUUUUAUACUGUUAAACAGAGACAGCAGCCUUCACCUCAGUGGAACCCAGAGGAUGACACACUAGAGAAUGUAACCAGUUCUGGAAGAAGUCCCAUUACUCCUGAGACCCCCAGCUCUGAAGAGGUUAGUUAUGACUUGAAUUCUAGAGCACCAGACACUGUAAUUGUUUCUGUGGCAGGUGAACCUAGCCCAAUUCCAGAGGAGUCAGAGGAAGAGGAGCAACCCAAGACCUUUAUUUUCAGGGAAGUACCAGCAGAGAAUCCCAAAGCUGUUAAAAUCCCACCAGAAUUCUCCAAAGGGAACCAUGAGCUACCUGGAAAAAGAGUCAAAGGCAAACAGGUAGCAUACUUUGAGUUUCCACCAUUUCCACCCCAAGACACUCAACUGUCUGACCAGAUGGAACUGAAGAAGGACUCACCUCCUUCUGAGGCAGACACGGAGAUGAUGGAGGUGAACCUUCAAGAGGAGCAUGACAGACACCUUUUUGCAGAGCCUGUGAUUCAAAUCCAUCCACCAUCUCCUCUCCCACCUGGGGCUGACAAUAAUGAUUCCAGUGAUGAUGAGUCUGUCAUUCAGCCCAUUCCUCUCAAGAAAUACAACUUCAAAAUGACUCAGAAUGGUAAAAAAUGUGUCAAGCCUAGGAACCCAGACAGAAAUGGCUCCCAUCACAAAGAGUCACAAAGUAUAAAUGGUGUCAUUAAGGGAGAUGAGGAGGAUGAGCAAAAUGGCAAUGAUCAGUCUGUCACUGACUGCUCUAUAGCAACAACAGCUGAGUUUUCCCAUGACACUGAUGCCACGGAAAUAGACUCUCUGGAUGGGUAUGACCUGCAGGAUGAGGAUGAUGGGUUGAGUGACACCAAAACAUCAAGCCUUUCAAAUGAUGUAAAGACAGGUAAUUGCUCCUUCAGCCUGACCAAACUGGAGGUUAGAAAAGAGAGCACCCCAAAUAAGGAAUCUGGAGAAAAUACAAAAUCUAAAAGCAACUUGUACAAAAAAACAGAAAGUGGUAAAGAUCAAUGCAAGAUCUACUCUUUGGAGGGAAGACACCCUGAUAGACAGGAGUUUGCAGAUAACUAUUUCAGCUACAAGCUUGAGGAGGAAUUACAUUCUACUUUCAAAACUGUGGCCACUAAAGGCUUGGACUUUGAUCCAUGGUCAAACAAAGGAGGAGAGGAAGAAGUGUUUGAGGCCAAAAGCAAAGAUGAAGAUCCAAAAUAUUUUGGUUUAUUGGUGGAGGAAAAAUCACAAGCUACUACACCAGACACCACUCCAGCUCGAACACCAACUGAUGACAGCACCCCAAGUAGCGAGCCUAACCCCUUUCCCUUCCAUGAGGGCAAGAUGUUUGAGAUGACCCGCAGUGGUGCUAUUGACAUGAGCAAGCGGGACUUUGUUGAAGAGAGACUUCAAUUUUUUCAGAUUGGUGAGCAUACUGCAAAAGGGAAGACAGGGGACAAGGGAAAAAGGGGCAAGUGUGUGGUGGUAAGUGCUUCCCAAUCAAAGGCCGGGGGGAGAUCUGUAGAGGGGAUGGUAGAGGCCACCACAAACAUUACACCAUCCAGAAACUGUCCAACUCAGGGCAUCACUUGCUGCCUGGAUGCACCUUCAUGCACUGAUAUUGUAGGGGAAACCACCUCUUGCACUGUCACAGCCUCCAAGGUCAACCCUAAAUUUCACAUCCCAAUAAAGAUGGGAAUUGCAGCUUCCAUAACCAUAAAGAAAGACUCUGCUGACUGGACUGAUUUUAGGGCAGAAUCCUCAGCAAGUCAGAUGCUGGAGCAUGAUAAUUUGGAAACUCAUGUAAACUACUGUCAGUUUGGUAGCACAUGCUCUGAUUCUCCAUCUGACAGGAAAGAUUGCCCUUCAGAGAACUCCAGUAACAACAAUAACCUAGAAGCUUGCAGUGUUCAGGCUAAUUACAUCCAUGGUGGUAGCAUAGUGUUUAAUCUCCAAUCAUCCUCAGAACCAACCCUGCAGAAAGCCAGUCGGGUAGAAGCUCAUUUCUGUAGGACUUCCUUGGUGUUAGUAAAGGACAAAUCCAAUGCUCAGACUCUUCAGUGGAAAACAGACUCUCAAAAAGGAUUAGAGAUAAAAUGUCAGCCCAAGUCUAGGCUUCCAGUCAAAAUUGCAGGAUUUAGCUUUAACACACAUAAUUCAGGUAAACAGAUAUCGCAACAGAUUGUUAAACCUGAGACCAGAAAAUGUGAUUCUAUUAGUAUAAAGCCCAGAUCUAGAAUUCCAGUCAAAGAUAUCAAAAGGAAUAGUGCAGUUAGCUCUGCUGUAGGGCCCAAGUUAGGAAAGCUUUUGGAGGGAGAAAGGGUAGUUAGAAAAGUAGCUUCAUCCCAGCUGCCAACCAGAGACAGGUCAUCAUGGACUAUAAAAAAUUGUUCAGUUGAGGCAGACCGAACCAACAUAAGUGGGCUCUGUAGGAAAUCCAUUAAGUUUCUUCAGAACAUUAGUGUGGAAGCAGCAAAAGUGACGGAGCAUCUUUCAGACAAGGAGAAACAGACGCAGGCAGAGCAGUUGGAGAAGGACAGCAGCACAUCACGAUGUACCUCCCUAUCGGACCCCUCCCAGUCACAGCCCUCCCUCUCUGACGGGUCCUCCCGAGGGGGAGCACCCAUAAGGUCAAAGGUCACAAGGUCUGCGGGCAGUGAGAGGAGGAGAAGUAGAAGGACAGGAGGAGGGAAGGAGGGCAAUAGGGGCACAGGGGUUUGCGGGUUGCCCUACAUCGCGGAGAUCAAGCCUAGUCCACAGAGCCCAUGUGAGAGAACAGACCUUCGCAUGGCCAUUGUGGCUGAUCAUCUGGGACUUAGCUGGACUGAGUUGGCACGGGAAAUGAAUUUCUCAGUGGAUGAGAUCAAUCACAUCCGCAAGGAGAACCCCAACUCCCUGACUGCCCAGAGUUUCAUGCUGUUGAAGCAGUGGGUGAGCAGAGAUGGAAAAAAUGCAACCACGGAUGCUCUGACUGCGGUGUUGACCAAAGUGAACCGGAUGGAUAUUGUGACUCUGCUGGAAGGGCCCAUAUUUGACUAUGGUAACAUUUCAGGCACCAGAAGUUUUGCAGAUGAUAGCGCUGUGGAGAAAUCAUAUGGUAAAGUUUAGAUCCCACCCCACACCCAUUCUUCAUUUAUUUUUUUUAAAACCUCCUUCCACAAGGCUCCUAGUACUGGCCAGAAAGGUGUGCCUCUCACUGUAAUUAUUGUGUGAUAUAGUUUUAAUUUAUUCAUUUUUUACACCAGCUUCUUGAAUUAAGAGCCUGUAACUCUUGUGAAAGAGAAUGGCUGAAUGAUUACUUAAUCAUUUUGAUAUAGCGAUUACUCAGACCUAAAUAAACCGGUGUUGAGUGUGUGCUCAAAUGCAGUUUUAUGCAAACAGUCUGCUGAACACAUUGGCCCUGACUUAAUAUAAAAGUACUUUUUAUACUGUAAGAAUUGCUUUUGUUGGUUGCUACACCCACACCACCUCCACUUUAUGCAUGGGUCUGGAUCCGAACAUACAUGUGAUGAUUGCACAGGAUGAAGCAGUCUCUGCAUGAUUCUGCACCUGAAUUGAUCCAUAAUAUGUUACUGAAAGAUUCAAAACUUACUAGAUUCCACUAUGAAUGAAGUUCCUUUGUUCACUCCACCAGUAUACACACUGUGCUAAACUCCAUAUCAAAUACUCCCAAAAGACAUCAACAACCCUGUGCAGUUCUUCUCCAUAUAAUGUCGAGAAAAUUCAUAAAAAUAGGGGAAAAAUAAUAAAAAUGCUUAAAAUAGCUUAGGAGCAAUUUGACAUACAAGUUGGCUUUAUUGGCUUUAGUAAGCAUAUAAUACCUACGCUGAAAGCCCAUCAUAAUCACGCUAUAAUCAAUAAUCACAUUAGUACGCAAGUAAUAACCAUGCUUAAAACAUAAGGCUUAAGAACAUAGAUGGUUUAUUUAACAUAAUAGAAAAACAUAAGUGAUUAUAGAGAGUGUCUUAGUCAAUAAUGACCCAUGGAGGCUCCUGAGAGACAGGGGAAAAGAAAAACUGAUUGGGCAAAUUGGCAAAGUGGGAGAAUAAUCAGUAGGAGAGCGAUAUCCAGGAGAAGGAGAAUGGGAUAGUGUGGUCUCAGGAGCCUGGAACACAUCAGCGUGAACUUCAUUAUAAGUAGAAUACAUCGGCGGGGUGACAGUUUGAGUGCCAACGUCACAUGUUACCAUAACUUGAGCGUUAGGCACAGUUUGUGUGGUUUUGUCAGAAGCUGGAGCCUGAUGCACAAUGCGGGGAGGCAGAAAUGAGGUCUCCAGAGACGCCGGAGAUAACAGGUGUUCGAAGAAGCGGGUGAGCUCAGCUGCGAGGGUCAACAGUUGAAAAUAACGGCGAUGGCGAAGAAUACACCUAGGGCCUCUUCCCGUGUGUCUACAAGACUGAGCUAAAGUAAAAACAGAAAAAAUAAAUCUAGAUGAGCAUUAAAAGAUUAGCAACAUGGAAGCAGCAAUACCUGGUAAAAGUUAAUUAAACUUAAAUAGCACUAUAGAGCACGCGAGCACGCACACGAGCACAUGCAGCUUAACUAAAAUGGUUAUAAGCAAAUAGUUGCUUGGUCGCACAAGAAGCAUUUUAAUGUUCUUUCAUAUAAACUCACAUAAUCCUAAUCUUAAUAAAAAGAGAAUGAAGCAAAAACUCACACAUGAUCGAUGCAGCAGAGUGAUUCCACGGGUAGUCCGAUCGAUCCAAGGGACAGAAAUAGAGUGAAGAGAGUUGAGGAAGUGCAGUAUUUUUCAAUUUUAAACUAGGCCAGGUUGGAAAUUUGGAAAUGAAGGUAAUUGGGAAGAUAACAGAAUAAACCCAAUAUGGAGUCUCAGGCAAAUGGGACGGUCGAGCAGUUGGGAAAUAAGGGGAAUUCGAAAUAAACGGACAAUGGGACAAAAAGGUCAGGUAGGAGAUUCCAGGAGGAGAUUCCAGGAAAAGUCAGUAGAUAAUGGGAAAUGGUGAAAUAUAUGUAAAUUAGGGCAGGAGGAGUCAAAAUGGUCUAAACUGAAAAUAAUGGGAAAUUGCUGACAUAUGUAAGUUAAAAGAAGGAGGCAUCAGAAGGGUAUAUAUAGAGGGGAUUUUGAGAUGUUCGGGGCACUCAGCUCUCCUGUGUGAGAUUGUUGUGUCACCGUUGUGGCAGUUCACCUUCUUUGAGCUCAUUGAAAUGUGUAGUGUAUAUACUGCAAUAAAGAAGUUUGCUUCUUCUCAUCCAAGGACAGAAUAUUCUUCUUUUUUGAGUGAGUAGAAUAAGUGAAAUAUAGGUAAUUGGCAGAAAGUGGAAUCCACCCACGAGAGUGUCCACUCAGAGAGGGACUCUGAGUUCCUACAGAGUCUUCCAUGUUUUCUCUGUUAUGUUCCGUAUCCUGUUGCCUGAACAUUGGUGACCAAGGGUCGAGAACUGGGUGCAUAGAAAUGGCAUGAUGGUCAGAUUCACUCUCGUUACAUUUCAUUGUUAUUUUACAGUCUUUUGAUAUAUGAAAAGAUGUAGCACAACAUCUGAAACAAAUUCUAUUCUCCUUGAGGCAAGUUUUAUGUUAUGCUGUUGGCAUGGUUCUGAAACCUCUGUAUUUAGCUAGGGGGUGGGGUUUCUUGUGAAUGGGGCAGUGUUUAUUGAGAUCUUCUGUUUUUGUUGGUUUGCUUGUGUUUAUGUCCGAUGUUGUGAUGUCUGUUUUGUGCACCGAUUAUGGCAGUUUUAGAACUCGAAAACCUGUCUAGCUUUCCAAACAGAGCACUUUCUAUAACCUUUUGGGCCACGUAACACUCUGCCAGUCUGCUCCAGACCAUGUUAAUAGUUGCACCUGGAUCAUUUACAUGAGCGGCCCAGAUUCUUUAGACUUGUUUAGGUGACUUUCUGCCUAGCCUAGCCAUUUUGUUAACAAAUCUAGCUGCUCACUAGCUGUCAUAUCUAAGCCCUGAGUAGCAUUAAUGAAGAACGUCCCUAGGUUACGUCUGUAACCAUGGUUCCCCGAGGGAACAAGGCGGUGCGUCGACAACGCUUUGGGAACGCCUCUGCGUGACCACGCUCUGAAUCACAUUUGUAAUCCGUCCAACAGAAUCGUGUGACGUCACCGGCGGGAUGAUGUAGCGACCUGGAAGUAUAACAGCACAUACGAUGGAGCUGGCGCCGAGACGCAGCGUCUCGUUCCCUCGGGGAACCAUGGUUACAGACGUAACCUAGGGACGUUCCCCUUCAGCAACUCAAGCUGUGUUGACAACGCUUUGGGAACGAGUAUCCAGUGCCACCAGACUGACAAAUCCCUGCCUAGUGUAGAAGGGCACAACUAGGUCGAGAGAACUGAGGAGCCGGGAGUGGCAUCGAGGUCAAGGCUGUAAGACGUGAUGAAAGCCAGAGGGGUGGACCAUCCUGCAGCUUUGCAAAUAGCCUGGAGAGAAACACCAGAGGAUAAGGCCUUGGAGGCCGCCAUACUUUGGGUAGAAUGAGCCUUGACCCCCAAUGGAGAGGGGAGAUCAGAGGACUCGUAAGAAGUAGUGAUAGCACCCACUAUCCACCUGCUGAGGGUCUGCUUGUUCGUAGGAAGACCCUUCUUAUAAGGACUGUAGCAGACAAAUAGCUGGUUUGACUUCCUACACAGGGCAGCUCUGUGGAUGUAUGCCACACAAUUAAGCUUUCUCAGGUCAUGGAGGUGGACCGAAAGGGAGGUGGACAGAAUGCCUGAAGCACGACUGGCCGUGGAACCACAGAGGGCACCUUAGGAACAUACCCCGGUCUGGGGUAAAGAAAGGCUCUGGCCAUGCCAGGGGCAAACUCUAGAAAAGAGGGGACCAUAGAAAGAGCCUGAAGGUCACCGACUCUCUUCAAGGAAGAGAUGGCUAAUAGAAAUACAGUUUUGACUGUAAGAAAACCGCUCCUGCAGAAAUUCCAGCACUGAACCAACCGGGCAGUUAACUCGUUCUAACCAACAGUUUUUACACCAUGACGCGAACAGAUGCCACUUAGCAGCAUACGAUUUCCUCGUGGAGGAGCUCUGGAUUGGAGUAUGGUCUCCACAACCUAGGUUGAGAGACCAGAGGCUAUGAGCUGUGCCCCCUCAGGGGCCACAGCCACCAUAACUCUGGACGAGGGUGAAAUAGGGUACGCCCCGCCUGAGAGAGAAGAUCCCAUCUGACGGGAAUCUCCCAAGGAGAGUCUUCGAGAAGGGCUACCAGGUUCGCAAACCAUGGCCGGCCCGGCGAGUAAGAGGCUACUAAUAGAAGACGUACUCCAUCUCAGCGGACCCUCUCCAGAACUCCUGGGAGCAGAGCGAUCAGGGGGAAAGCAUACAGGUGCAGCCUCGGCCAUGUCUGUACCAUAGCGUCCAGUCCAAGAGGAGCUGGGUGAGUGAGGGAAAACCAGAGGGGACAGUGCGAAGUCUCCUGAGUCGCAAACAAAUCCACUUGUGCUCUGUAAAACAUCCUCCAUAUCUGCUCCACCAACUCUGGGUGGAGCCUCCAUUCCCCGGGCCUCAGCCCCUGCCUCGACAGGAUGUCUGCCCCCUGAUUGAGAUGCCCCGGGAUGUAUACUGCCCUCAGUGAGAGCAGCUUCCCUUGGGCCCACAGAAGGAUCCAGCAGCGCAGACCACCCUGCCAGUUCAGGUAGGAGACCACUGAAGUGUUGUCCGUGCAGACCAACACAUGAUGGCCCCUCAGGUCUGGGAGAAAAUGUUUCACUGCUCGAAACAUGGCCAGCAUCUCCAGGCAGUUUAUGUGCCACUUGAGAUGGGGCCCUUCCCACAGACCUUGGGCAGAGCGGCCACUCAUGACCGCCCCCCGGCCCGUAAGGGAGGCAUCCGUCGUUAGCGUUACGCGACAACAAGGAGCCCCCAACAGGGGGCCUUUUAACAGGAACCAUGGUUUCUUCCACAUGUCUAAGGCCCGUAAGCCUCGCAGCGUGACCUUGAUCAUGCGAAACAGGUUGCCCCUUGGGGAAAACCCUUUGGUCCUGAGCCACCACUGCAAGGGCCUCAUGUACAGCAGGCCAAAAGGUAUAAUGUUGGACGCAGCUGCCAUCAGACCCAACAGUCUCUGAAACUGUAUAGCAGUGAGUGACUAGCCUUCUCUCACUCUCUUGACCGCCGUGAGAAUUGACUCAAUCCGAGUAGGAGACAGACAUGCCUGCAUCGUUUAGUCUUAACCCCAAUUCUCUCAUAUGGGUGAGAAUGACAUCUCGAUGUUGAACCACCAACUGCUCUGAUGGAGCUAAAAUCAACCAAUUGUCAAUGUAAUUGAGUAUGUAGAUGCCCAAGAGAUGCAAUGGAGCCAGAGCAGUAUCCACA
Pangasianodon hypophthalmus (striped catfish) is the source of this 14596-nucleotide messenger RNA. Its product is annotated as ankyrin-3-like. The record is from RefSeq and is a predicted model, not a curated record. Gene Ontology annotation, molecular function: protein binding. Gene Ontology annotation, cellular component: T-tubule. Gene Ontology annotation, biological process: regulation of cardiac muscle contraction; protein localization to T-tubule; signal transduction. Lineage: Eukaryota; Metazoa; Chordata; Actinopteri; Siluriformes; Pangasiidae. The coding region runs from base 229 to 9429 and encodes 3066 amino acids. The transcript is spliced from 19 exons.